This is a messenger RNA of Necator americanus (New World hookworm), 1134 nucleotides long. RefSeq lists its product as uncharacterized. Gene Ontology annotation, cellular component: endoplasmic reticulum; SNARE complex. The record is from RefSeq and is a predicted model, not a curated record. The transcript is spliced from 10 exons. Lineage: Eukaryota; Metazoa; Nematoda; Chromadorea; Rhabditida; Ancylostomatidae. The coding region runs from base 1 to 1134 and encodes 377 amino acids. Gene Ontology annotation, biological process: retrograde vesicle-mediated transport, Golgi to endoplasmic reticulum.
AUGGUUGUAACUGUGUACUUGUCUUAUAUAAAUUCUUCUCUUCAUCCAAUGAUGUUGAAUGUUCCGAUUGCGAAAAUGUUCAAUGAUCACACAGCUUAUUUCAAAGCGUAUGCGAAAACUCUAGCUAAGCAGUUUAGCGAAGGAAAUGAAAGCAAUGACACAGUAAAAAAACGAGCAUGCGAUGUUUCUCCGGCAUACAAAAAACUGAUUACUAAUGCGUUCUCUAUCGAAAGAGGUUUGUCAGAACUUCAGCAGGUGGUGUUAUGUCGAAGACGGGACUAUUUGUCAUUCAAUUCACCUGUUCUUGUGAUGUCUGAUGAUGAAAGGGAUGCAUUUGACAAAGACACUGAAAAAGUACUUUCACGUCUCGAAUACGCCAUUAAUCGUCUAUCAUCUGAAAUCGUUGGUGCGGUUGCUGUAGCGGAUGAAAAGAAACAUUUGUCGCUUGUAGUUGGAUCUCUCUGCAAACAUUUGAAGUGUACAGCAAAAACAGUGGCCGAAAUGAGGGAACUUCGCUUACGCAAUACGAAUAUUCAACAGAAUGUACAACAUCUUUAUUCUCUCGUCGAAGCAAAACAACAAAGGGAUCAGAAACGUGACAAGGUACUUUCAAAUCCAAAUACAAGCCGUUUUUCUCCGAAACAGUCUAUUACAACAAAGUGGAGCAAUAAUAAGGACGAGAGAAGUGAGCAAUCCAAUUCGUAUACGAAAAACACGGAGCCGAAAUCAACCAACAUACCGCAGAAUGAUUGGCAGAACGUUGUGACCGACUUGGAGACGAAAUCGGACGACGAGCUUUCUAACCUGACACCUCAUGACCGCACGCAGCUCACCGCUGAAAAUACGAGGAUUUUCGAGCGUUUUUCUCAUGUACACGCUCAUAUUGAAGGACUCGAAACGCAAAUCACUGAAAUUCAGCGGCUUCAUGGAGCAUUUGCUGAGAAGAUUAUGGAGCAAGAGAGGGAUAUCGAAAUCAUAAAUGAAGCUGCAUUGAGUACAUCCGAAAAUCUGAACGACGGAAAUGAGUGGAUACGUCGGGCCAUAAGUAACUCGGCUGGACGUCGUGUGGUAGUCCUAUUCUGCAUUACGGUGAUAACAUUUACGCUUUUGUUUUUGGAUUGGUACAAUCCGUAA